Molecule: messenger RNA, 1270 nt
Organism: Eucalyptus grandis
Lineage: Eukaryota; Viridiplantae; Streptophyta; Magnoliopsida; Myrtales; Myrtaceae
Product: xyloglucan endotransglucosylase/hydrolase protein 9
Exons: 4
Coding region: 242-1156 (304 amino acids)
Biological process (GO): cell wall biogenesis; xyloglucan metabolic process
Cellular component (GO): cell wall; apoplast
Molecular function (GO): hydrolase activity, hydrolyzing O-glycosyl compounds; xyloglucan:xyloglucosyl transferase activity
Source: RefSeq, a predicted model, not a curated record
AAUAGUGGGCAAUUCCUCAAGUUAGUGGCUCUCCGACGUGGCCUUGGGAAUCCAUUUCAACUUGCCUAUACCUUGGCUGGACUCCACUUCAUCAAUGGUGAGACCCCACUCGGGUCCCAUGAUAAUGUACAAUAUAAAAGACUCUGAUGUUCAGAGAGUUUCCUGAGUGUUCAUAUAGCACACGGUCGUCGUUCCACAAGCCUCUUCACUAGCUGGUUCUUGAAAUUUGGCUUUCUGGGUGAUGUCGCAUCCGAGAACUCAGAUGGCAAUCUCGAAGCGGCGGUCUCCUUCAUGCUCCUUGAUCGCCUUGACGAUGAUGGUGUGGUUAUGGAGUUCUCAUGUGGUUCCGAGGGUAGCCGGUUGUGACGGCUUCGACGAGCUCUUUCAACCCAAUUGGGCUCCUGAGCACUUCGAGUGUGAAAGGGACCAAACGAAGUUGACUCUUGAUUCUUCUUCUGGUUGUGGAUUUGGGUCCAGGAAGGCAUACCUGUUUGGACUGACAAGCGUGCAAAUUAAGCUGGUCCAAGGCGAUUCGGCCGGAACAGUAACGGCAUUCUACAUGUCUUCGGACGGGCCCAACCACGAUGAGCUUGACUUCGAGUUUCUGGGAAACCUAUCCGGAGAACCUUACCUUGUACAAACCAACGUCUAUGUCAACGGCACCGGAGAUAGAGAGCAAAGGCACAGCCUUUGGUUCGACCCUACCACGGAUUUUCACACCUACUCUUUGUUCUGGAACCGGCGUUAUAUCACGUUUCUGGUCGAUGGAAUUCCUAUAAGAGUGUUCGCGAACAAGGAAGAGUCACACGGCGUGCCGUAUCCGAAGAACCAGCCUAUGCGUGUCCUUGGUUCGGUGUGGAACGCCGACGAUUGGGCUACCCAAGGAGGGAGGGUGAAGACGAACUGGAGCCAUGCGCCUUUUGUCUCUUCGUUCAGGGCCUUCGACAUCGACGCCUGUGAGCUGUCGCCGGAGACGGCCGAUGUCACGACCAAGUGCGGGCAAUUGGGGCGAUACUGGUGGGACAGGCCGUCGUUCAACGAGUUAGGCCGGCGCCAGAGCCGACAACUGAAGUGGGUAUGCAAGAAGUACUUGGUCUACGACUAUUGCGAGGACAAGCCCAGGUUUUCUGAGCUUCCUAAGGAAUGUGUGGGGUAGCAUUGGCGACAUGUCUGUCGAUUUUUAUGUACAAGCUGCUCCUACUCAUAAACUGACAGCUUUAAUCCUGCGCACCGUGCGAGCCUAAUAAUUAGUGUAACUUUUAAGAUUCAA